AUGAUAGGGACCAACUACUUAGUUCCUGAGGAAAGCACAACCAGUUCGCAGCCAGAAGAAACUACAACUGAUGAGGAUUCAACAGAGGGACCAACUACUUUAGUUCCUGAGGAAAGCACAACCAGUUCGCAGCCAGAAGAAACUACAACUGAUGAGGAUUCGACUGAGAGACCAACCACUUUAGUUCCUGAGGAAAGCACAACCAGUCCCCAGCCAGAAGAAAGUACAACUGAAGAGGAUUCGACAGAGGGACCAACUACUUUAGUUCCGGAGGAAAGCACAACCAGUCCGCAGCCAGAAGAAAGUACAACUGAUGAGGAUUCGACAGAGAGACCAACCACUUUAGUUCCUGAGGAAAGCACAACCAGUUCGCAGCCAGAAGAAACUACAACUGAUGAGGAUUCGACAGAGGGACCAACUACUUUAGUUCCUGAGGAAAGCACAACCAGUCCCCAGCCAGAAGAAAGUACAACUGAAGAGGAUUCGACAGAGGGACCAACUACUUUAGUUCCUGAGGAAAGCACAACCAGUCCUCAGCCAGAAGAAACUACAACUGAAGAAGAUUCAACAGUGGGACCAACCACUUUAGUUCCUGAGGAAAGCACAACCAGUUCGCAACCAGAAGAAACUACAACUGAAGAAGAUUCAACAGAGGGACCAACUACUUUAGUUCCUGAGGAAAGCACAACCAGUCCCCAGCCAGAAGAAACUACAACUGAAGAAGAUUCAACAGAGGGACCAACUACUUUAGUUCCUGAGGAAAGCACAACAAGUCCGCAGCCAGAAGAAAGUACAACUGAUGAGGAUUCGACUGAGGGACCAACCACUUUAGUUCCUGAGAAAAGCACAACCAGUCCCCAGCCAGAAGAAAGUACAACUGACGAGGAUCCAACAGAGGGACCAACUACUUUAGUUCCUGAGGAAAGCACAACCAGUUCGCAGCCAGAAGAAACUACAACUGAAGAAGUUUCAACAGAGGGACCAACUACUUUAGUUCGUGAGGAAAGCACAACCAGUCCCCAGCCAGAAGAAAGUACAACUGAAGAGGAUUCGACAGAGGGACCAACUACUUUAGUUCCGGAGGAAAGCACAACAAGUCCGCACCCAGAAGAAACUACAACUGAUGAGGAUUCGACUGAAAGACCAACCACUUUAGUUCCUGAGGAAAGCACAACCAGUCCCCAGCCAGAAGAAAGUACAACUGAAGAGGAUUCGACAGAGGGACCAACUACUUUAGUUCCGGAGGAAAGCACAACAAGUCCGCAGCCAGAAGAAAGUACAACUGAUGAGGAUUCGACUGAGAGAACAACCACUUUAGUUCCUGAGGAAAGCACAACCAGUCCCCAGCCAGAAGAAAGUACAACUGACGAGGAUCCAACAGAGGGACCAACUACUUUAGUUCCGGAGGAAAGCACAACAACUCCUCAGCCAGAAGAAAGUACAACUGAAGAAGAUUCGACAGAGGGACCAACUACUUUAGUUCCUGAGGAAAGCACAACCAGUUCGCAGCCAGAAGAAACUACAACUGAAGAAGAUUCAACAGAGGGACCAACUACUUUAGUUCCUGAGGAAAGCACAACCAGUCCCCAGCCAGAAGAAAGUACAACUGAAGAGGAUUCGACAGAGGGACCAACUACUUUAGUUCCGGAGGAAAGCACAACAAGUCCGCAGCCAGAAGAAAGUACAACUGAUGAGGAUUCGACUGAGAGACCAACCACUUUAGUUCCUGAGGAAAGCACAACCAGUCCCCAGCCAGAAGAAAGUACAACUGAAGAGGAUUCGACAGAGGGACCAACUACUUUAGUUCCGGAGGUAAGCACAACAAGUCCGCAGCCAGAAGAAAGUACAACUGAUGAGGAUUCGACUGAGAGACCAACCACUUUAGUUCCUGAGGAAAGCACAACCAGUCCCCAGCCAGAAGAAAGUACAACUGAAGAGGAUUCGACAGAGGGACCAACUACUUUAGUUCCGGAGAAAAGCACAACAAGUCCGCAGCCAGAAGAAACUACAACUGAAGAAGAUUCAACAGAGGGACCAACCACUUUAGUUCCUGAGGAAAGCACAACCAGUUCGCAGCCAGAAGAAACUACAACUGAAGAAGAUUCAACAGAGGGACCAACUACUUUAGUUCCUGAGGAAAGCACAACCAGUCCCCAGCCAGAAGAAAGUACAACUGAAGAGGAUUCGACAGAGGGACCAACUACUUUAGUUCCGGAGAAAGCACAACAAGUCCGCAGCCAGAAGAAAGUACAACUGAUGAGGAUUCGACUGAGAGACCAACCACUUUAGUUCCUGAGGAAAGCACAACCAGUUCGCAGCCAGAAGAAAGUACAACUGACGAGGAUUCGACA
Molecule: messenger RNA, 2351 nt
Organism: Drosophila willistoni
Lineage: Eukaryota; Metazoa; Arthropoda; Insecta; Diptera; Drosophilidae
Product: flocculation protein FLO11
Exons: 3
Coding region: 1-2289 (762 amino acids)
Source: RefSeq, a predicted model, not a curated record